Arctia plantaginis is the source of this 1719-nucleotide messenger RNA. The record is from the annotation of a GenBank genome assembly. NCBI's taxonomy places the organism in Eukaryota, Metazoa, Arthropoda, Insecta, Lepidoptera, Erebidae.
AUGGAAGCAUCAAAAGUAUGGAAAUAUUUCAAAAAAAAUAAGGAAUCUGCAAAUGCGCAAUGCCUUAAGUGCCCAAAAACCAUUGCUUGCAAAGGUUCAAAUACUAGCGGGUUGGUGAGACAUUUAACACAUGUGCAUAAAAUCAAUAUUACUAAAUGCAGGACCCAAGAAGAAUCCAAAACUGAAGCAUCUACAAGUUCAGGUGUGAGUGCACCGAAAAAAAGCAGGCCUGGGUAUGAUAGUAAGCAGCAACAGAAACUAAACUUCAAAACUCCACCGAUACAAUCAUUGGGUGAAAUAUUGGCGAGGCUGGCUGCAAUAGACGGCUUUACCAUAAAUGGAAUCACAAAAAGUGAAUUCAUUCGUGAUUCACUUUCUGCUAAAGGAUAUAAACUGCCCAUGUGUGUUAAUGAUGUUAUGAAUCUAAUACUAAAAUACUAUGAGGAUAAGGAUAAAGAAAUAAUGAAAGAACUUUCAGAUAUUUGUUCUUCAGGUAACCGGCUAAGUGUGAGUAUUGACGAGUGGACAAGCAUACGUAACAAACGCUAUUUUAGUAUUAUUUGUCAUACCACAGAAACAACACAUUAUAAUUUGGGGUUAGUCUAUAUACCCGGUAAAUGUGGGGCCGUUGAAGUAAGACAAAUAGUGGAGGAACGCUUGAAACAUUUUGGAGUGAAAUUUGAGAGUGAUGUUGUUGCCGUAACAAGCGAUGGGCCAAAUAUAAUGAAAAAAUUUGGCAGAGAAAGUCCCUGUGAAAUGGUUCUAUGUGUAAAUCAUGCCAUCCAUUUAGCUAUUCUUGACACAUUUUGCAAAAAACAGUCAGAAGUUAGAGCUGCUAGGAAUGCCUUGCAUAACGAUGACGAACACAGCAGCUCCGAUGAACACAGCAGCUCCUAUGAAACCAGCAGCACUGAUAACGAUGAUGAAUCUUAUAUAUCUAAUGAAGAACCUAGAUCGCAAAUAAUUGAUGACAUAAACAAUGUAAUGACUGAGACCCGAUCGAUUAUAAGAUUUUUCAGAAAGAGUCCUCUAAAAACACUGCAGAAACAUGUAGUAGCCGAAUUCGGAGUAGAACUAGUUUUGUUACUCGAUGUCAAAACUAGAUGGAAUUCAAUGCUGACAAUGAUUGAACGUUUCUUGAAAUUAAAAAAUGCAAUCAAAAAGGCAUUGAUAGAUUUAGAUGGCUCACAAAAAUGGAAUGAAGAUAAUAUUACUAUGCUACAAAAACUGCAGGUGAUAUUAACACCAACAAAACUUGCAGUAGAGGCGUUGAGUAGACAAGAUGCCAAUUUAUUGACUGCAGAGGCUAUAAUAGACGUAUUGCUAAAAAAAUUAGAAAGUAUCAAUGAUCCUUUGGCCCUCAAAUUAGUAGAUUCACUUAAGUUGAAAAUAUCAGAGCGCCGUAAUACGUCUCUAAUAUCGCUGCUAAAAUACUUGAACAGCCCUGACAAUUUCAUGCACAAUAAAAGUAACUACUUCAUUGAUAACAAUAAGAUAUUUUUAAUCGGAUACGCUGAAAGAGAAUAUAAUCGUUUAUACCCUGCCAUCACAACUUUGACCGAAAAUGAGUCGGGAGUGGUAGAAGAAGUAAGCCCAUCAGAACCUGAAGCCGAAAGCUUUGAAAUUGAAUUAGAAAAAGCAAUUAAAGGCAUUUCAACAAAUGAGGCGGCAAGUGGCACUGUCAAAAUCUGUAGUAAAGAAAGAGUUCAUACUUUUUGA